This is a messenger RNA of Pocillopora meandrina, 23162 nucleotides long. The record is from the annotation of a GenBank genome assembly. Lineage: Eukaryota; Metazoa; Cnidaria; Anthozoa; Scleractinia; Pocilloporidae.
AGUAAACGUGGCGGGCAGAUCGAAUUGAACUACUACGGAACAAAAUGCAAGAAGACAGCCCAGGUAGCAGGGGAAAACGCACAAGAAAUGAACGUUACAGUACACCGACAAAGCCAAAGCAGUUGUCUGUGAAAGCUGCACGGCAAAAGGCAAAGGAAUUUGCCACAAAAGAUGACAAGUCUACUCGUGUGUUGGCAAAGCAAGCCAUAUUGAAAGAACUCAGUACUCAACUUGUUGUCAGAGCUCACGGUGUUGUUCCAAAAAAUCGAAGUGAGGAGGAACACACUCAGGAUCAUCCAGGUACAAUGGCAGAAAACAUGUUUCAUUUGAACCAAAGUGUUUUAGCUGACAUAUGUUUGGCGGGAAAUUUGAAUAUUGUAUGAGCCAAUGUCAUGCUUCCAUAUUGUUCUUUACUCAAAUUUCAUUUGCCUUUGUCACGGGCUAUGGUAACGUGCAACAACGAGUUUCAUAGAAAGAAAAACAUAAUUUGAACCUAUGAUGAAACUGAACCACUACUGUAAAUCGGGUACAUACAGUACACAUGUCAUAUCUAUAGUAAGUCCUUGAUAGCCAGACCAGUCUGAAACACAUGAGAUAAUGUGUGUGAGGGUAUUUUCAGCCUUGUGCUUGAUGGCUUCUUUCCCUUUUUUCUUUUCUUUUUUUUUUUUUCAAAGCAGACAUAACAGACCAUGGUAAGAUUUCCGCAAGCCCCAUACUAUUGUAAAACAAAUCUGUUUUCCCAAUGGCAAUCUAUUGUUUUUGUUAUUGUUUUCUCUAUCCAAGAACUGAAUGCAUAAUGUAGUAUGGGGCUGUGUGGAAAUUUUACCCAGAUUAUUUCUUUGCACUUUUUUUCCAGUGCAUUUGACAUUAAGCGAUACAAAGAAAGAGGAACUGAAACCAGUUAAAUCAACGUCCAAGAUUCCAAGGUAAUGAUUUAUCACCAACAAGGAUACUCAACUGUGAUAUUUUUUGUUGUCAAGCAGUUACUACAAAGUAUGAGAAGUGGCAGAGACACUCAAUAAGCGGGGAGAAAUGCAUGGUUUAAUUUACAACCACAUUUCUUUUGAGUUACCACUGCUGUGAAGGUACUUUAUAAUGUAUAGUCAUGGGUUCUCUAUUUGUUUAAUUCUUAAACUUCUUGUUUAACUGUCAACAGAAGAGUGGAUGAAGCUUAUACCAGUAUACGAAACAAAAGACAAGCAAAAUCUGUCACACAACCUAAAAGGAAGAUUCCUAAAAAAGAAGCAGGUUUUGCUGAUAAAAGAGACAACCAACAUGAAGAAAGAAGGAAUAGGUAUACGAUAUAAUUAUUAUUGAUUCUUCACUAUUAAUUGAUCUUUGUGCUGCUGAACUAAUCAUCAAAUUUUUUUGCACUUUGAAUCAUCAUCAAAAUAUUUUUGUAUCUAUAAAGGUUUUUAGCUAAGAAGUAUCUAUUGAUCUGGGAAAAGAAGACAUAUGGAAGAUUAACUCUAGCUACAGCAAGGUAACAGGGAGCUAGUUUAUUUGCAGUAACUUCCUACAGCACUUGGUAAACCAAUGAUUGAAUGUUACUUUGAUUUUUUAUAACUUACUGGACAGUAUUUAUUUACUGUAUACAUGCACUAUGUGGUUAAAACUUAGUUUCAUUGCCAUUAUUGGAUUUGGAAUGAAAUUUUUGAUCUAUUUGUACUCCUGAAAUCUGAAAUAGGACUGAUUUCUAGCAUUAAUGUUCUAUUUCUUAUUAGUUGGAAAAAAUGCGAUUUUAAGAAAAAAUAUGUGCAUUUAUUUAUAAAAUUGGAUCUGUAAACCAAUCGUAUUGCGAGGAUCAGUAAUUAUAUCAAAAUGGAUAUAUUGAAUAUGAAUUAUCAAAUAAUGCUUUUGAAACAACUUAAGGAGAACAUUAGGUUUUCAUUAAUUAUUAGGGUGAAAACUUUUGAAAGGGGUUCUGGUGAGGAAUUAUUGUUGAGUAAUAAUUUGCAUAUUACCAUCAUUAUUGACUUACAGAGCCCAUUAUGAAAGAAAGCUUAAGCAACAUACACUGCAGGUAUGGCAGGAUAUUUGGUGGACAGGGAGAAAAGGGUGGAAGCUUAAUGUCAGAGCUGAUUAUCACAAUAGGUAAAGAUCUAUAUUUGUACACUGUUGCAUUUUUAUGAGAGAUAAAUCACAAUUUAACAAUGUAUUUAACAUUGUAAAACUCAUCAUACCCCAACCCUUACUAAGGCAUACAUGUACUGUAUGUGGAAAUGUAAUGAUAUGAAUUGUACAGUAUAAGUUUGAUUAUAAUACAUUAGUGAAACUCCUAUAAUGAUAACCACCCAUAAAGGCAUAGACUCCCUUCCAACCAGCCAUGUGAGAGGAAACAUCUAAUAAAUAUUUUUUGCUUGAAUUGUAAUACAGUACUUCGAUAGCAGAGAUACACACAUCUUGGUACUCUGUCACUUAUUAUGGAAGUAUGCACAUACACGUAACAUGCUAAAAUUAAAUUGUAGAAUAUCUAGCAGAUCCUCUACAGAGUACCUAGGCUAUUGUCAUUAAUGCUAUGGUCAAUUUGCCAUUGGUGUGUCUUGUGUAGAUGUACAAGGUCUAACCCUGCAGUUCAAACUUGUUAGAAAGGCACUUAGUACACUGAGUUAUCCUUAUUAUGUUACAAAGAGGCUACAGAAGGGACUUACUCCUCUAUUUCCCUUUUUUAAUUCCUUUGUCCAAUAUCUAUUUGGUAAAUGUUCAUGAACAUAUAUCUUUUAUUUAUCUUCAGAUAUAGACUUUGGCAAAAGUCUUGGAAAGCAUGGAGACAGUACAUUAUUUAUUGCCAAACAAAAGCAGCAAAGGAUAAGUUGGCUCAUCACAGGGGUGAGGAAACUAUUUUGUGUCCAGGUUGAAGUUGGACUUAACUGUAGCACAAUGUUGGCAUAUUUUGUUUUCAUUGAGAUGCAAAUGAUAAUGAACACUGAUUAUGGCAAGAUUUUAAUUGUCUUUGGUCUGAUUGUCCCAGUGAGAAUGAAUCUGGUGAUGGUUCAAAAACCUGAAUAAAGUCAUUCUCAGAAUCUUGAGAUGACCUCUGCUUAAGUUUGUGAAGCUUAAUGAGUCACUGUCACUGUCACUUGUAACAGCCCUUUGCAAGACUACUUUCAUCCAGAUGAUCAAAAAACACACUUGACUAUUACUUCUGGGUUUCAAACCAGUUACAGUGCAGCAAUGUUAUUAUUAGAAGGAAGAUAGUCUAUUUUUUUCUGAUUAUUAUCAAAAUUAUUAUUAAAAAUUAAAAUCCAGAUUUUCUUUCUGAUGUGUACCUGUUGAAAUUAUACAGAAAAUUAUUUGCAUAAUAUGUAGAAAUGUAAUUUUCGUCUACAGCUUGUCUGUAAUUUCAUUAUUCAUCCAAAUUGAAGGAAUCUUUGAACUAUUUUUGAUUUUAGUAAUAGUGUUUUAUAGCCUUCAUCUGGUGAAGUACAAUUAUUACAAUUGAUUUAAAAGUCCUCAUUGAAAUUCCCUAUAUCUUGAUACUAAUGCUUAUAAUGUGUGAGCGUACACAGUAAUUGGGAAUUUUUACUAUUUUGUUCUGUAAUUAUAUUAUGCAGCACAUCAUUUGUUACUUGUAAAAUGUUGGUCUGGCUGGAAGGGAUACAUUAAAAUCAGAAGAGGGAAAAGACAACAGAAUGACAGAGCAAUGGAUCUGGCUGACAAGCGCCUUAAAAAGUAAAUUUGUAUAUCAUUCUUGUAUUAGUUUGGUUGAAAGAGACAGUUUUAUGAGGUGAUUUUACCUGCAUGAAAAUAUCAAAUGUUUAAUGAAUUUUAUCUUAUUAGGAUAUCACUUCACAUUUGAUUUCAUAGGCAUGUAUGGGAACACUGGCUGUCACAGUUGGCUUUCAGGGAAAAGUUACAGCACAUGAACAAUGAGGCCCUUCAGUUCUGGGCAGCUUGUCUUAUGUCUAAGGUGCACUUUUAGAAACUAUCUUUACUCACAAAUGUAUUAAGCAACAAUAAUCAGGUCAUGACAGUAAUGUAACUGUAUCUCCAGUUAGACUCCUAUUUCAAAUGCUGCUUUUUCAUGAGCUUCUCUGUUUUCGACAUCCAUUAGAUGAGCUUUCACUGUUAUACACUUUUGGUUUCAUGAAAUUUAUGUGUAAUGGUACAUUUGGUUGACUGUCUUCCCUUGUCCUUUUGUCAAGGGUUUUUCUCUAAGCAAUUUGUUUUUUUCCAACUAGACAAUGUUCUCUAUGUCAAAAAAAACCAAGUAUUUUUAAAAUUGAUGAUUUGACUCUCAUUGUACCAUUACCUACAUGUGUCCUAUGCCUCACCACAAACAAAAAUUAACUUGUUUGUUAACAUGAUAUUUCUUAUAUGAUGAUAAUAGUUUUUCAUUUUGGAACUUAAUUGGGAAAUAAUUGACUUCAUUAUGAGCUUUGAGUACAAAGUUUCGAGCAACUCAGCAAAUUUAUUAUAUCUCUAUUUAUUUAUCUUUUUACCAGGAAUUUAAAUAUCUAGUAAUAUAGAAAAAAGCUAUGAAAUCGUAGACUAAAGGUGAUAGGAAGUCCAUGAGCUCUCUCUAAUAAAUAUUACAAUCUUGAUGAUAAUGCAGUUGUAUUUUAUUCCCUUUUUGUUUUACUUAGGCCUGGAGGAUAUGGACCACUUUGCAUUUUACAAGAAUUGAAGAGAGGAACAGGAUGAGAAUGGCUUCACAAUACUCUGACAGAAUAUUACUACUUAAAGUAUGGAGAGGAAUGAAAAACUACAGAGCUGUCAGAAAAUUGAAACAGUUGCGGGGAGGUAAACUUGUGAUGAGCAUCAUGUACAUGAACUAUUCCACAGGGCAUUAACCUCAAAUUCUACAUGCUUGUUCUGUCUGAGCAAAAUCCCUAUUUUUUUGUUUUGUGUGCCAUACGCCCUAUAUAUUUUUAACUGAAAUCAGAAUUUGCAACCAAUGUGAAAGUCACAUUCUAGAAAUCAAUACUUUUUGCGGUUUCAGUUAUUCAACAACUGAAUUCCAUAUUGUCAUCAUGCAGGUUAAGUUUUGGUAAGUUAUUAACUUGAAAUGAGCAACAAAAAGUAGACAAUCAUUAGUGAUUAGUGCCCUGUAUUUUUAUAACACCAUUGUAAUUUAUCUUGACCUAUAAAAUACAAACAUUUAUCUUAAAACUUCUUUUUAGAAGCACCCCCACUACACAAAAGGUUUGACAUUUGAUUAUCAUGGGCUAACCCCUCUUGUGGUUACUUAAUGUGGCAUAAUAAUUAUUGUGGUUGGUUUAGCUGUUACCAUGGUGAUGGUUGUAAAGGAAACAAAGAUUCACUUGGUUUUUGUGAAAUAUAGAUAUAGGGUGCCAUUUAAAUUAUUAUUUCUCAUUGAUUUGUGUUAGAAGUGAAUGGUCAUGAUCAUUUUGGGUGAAUUAUUGAGAUGUUUUGUCGUUAGUUUUCUUAAUUUAUACUGAAAUGAAUAACAGGCAGAUGUUUUCAGCUUGAAAAAAUACAAAGCCCAUGUGACAAGUCUGUUUCAAAAAGGCAAUAGUGAAAUACCACCACUUAUUAUCUGAGUUGAGGUUGGUUGGUAGAGAAGUGAAGUAAGCUUAUGAAAACUUCAGUAGAUCAAAUAACUUGUUGGUACUUGUUCUCUUAAGUCCUGUUAAUGCAAACAUGCUUGUUUAUUAUUCACAAGAGCCUUCCCAAACUUUCUGUUGCUACUUUGGCAAAAGGCAUUUGUGAUGUCAAACCCUGUAAGAGCAUGGUAUGCUGGUAGAAGCUGACAAAGCUCUUGUCCAAGCUUUUCUAUGAAACAAUGUAUUGGAAGAUAGCAGAGCAUUUCCUUGGCCCAGUGUGGAAUGAUAACUGGUCACAUCUCAAAUGGUGAUAUGUAGAGAUACAAAGAAAAGGUGACUGAGCUACAAUGUAGCCAUGAUCAUGAGAGCUGUCUUCAGCAUGGAGAAACAAGUUUGUGUCUGCCAACUCAUCAUUCCACUUGGCUGGCAGAUUAGGUGGAUAGCUCAUGCUCCCCUAACUAUCUUAAAGUUUGAAGAAUCCUGCGAGCACUAACUUCUCACCAGGGUUAAGCACCCUCUUUGCAAUCUUUUACCAUGUACUGCUCGCAAAAAUUUUCAGGUUGGUCUUGUUUGCUGAAUUUGAGAUAAAGCUGUUCAAUGUUUCUGGGGGACUGGCGUGACUAUACUGGAUAUCCUCACUCCAUAACUGGUGGAUGUCCCUCAUCUGUCUGGUUCUUCAUAUUUGAUGGAGUUCUCCUUGCUAUAGCAAUCAAAUAAGACAACCACACAAGUUUGUUGCUAUAGCAAUUAAAUAAGACUGGCACACAAUUGCAGCCAUUCCUCCUGAAUGGGACAGUUAUUACCUUGAAAUACUUAUUUGCAGGCUCUCCAAAAUGUUGCUGAACCCACAUUCCUCCUCAUCUGCACAAUUACCAUACCAUGUCAAAUGAAUGCAGUUGAUAGUCUAGCAGCACCAUGUACAUGAAGGUUUGGUGGAACAAUAACGUCUUCAAGAAGUUAGCAUUUGUGCUGAAUCAUGAAGUAUGUAGGUCCAUACUUAAUUGAAUGUUACAUAAUUACACAUAAGCUCAUUGACUCCCCAGCUGAUCAACAAACUUCUUGCAAUCUAGAGCUCUUGUAAGAGCUUAUUGAUUUCCUGAAAGGCAGAAAAAGUUAUUGUGAUGGGGGCUAUUAUCAAAGCUCAUUGACUCUCUGUUUGACCAACCAACUUCUUACAAUCAGGAGCUCUUAUCAGAACUCAUUGACUCCCUGAUUGACCAACAAACAUCUUGGUAUUGGAACCUCUUAUCAGAGCUCAUUGACUCUGCAAUCAACUUAUAAACUUCAUGUACUUGUGAUCUGGAGCUCUUUUUGGAGGUCAUUGACUACUUGAUCAACUAACAAACUUCUUGCAAUUGGGAGCUCUUAUCAGAGCUCAUUGGAUCCCUGAUUGGCCAACAAACUUUCGAGUAUUGGGAGCUCUUAUCAGAGCUCAUUGACUCCACAAUCAACCAAUAAACUUCUUGUGAUCAGGAGCUCUUCUCAGAGCUCAUUGACUCCUUGAUCAACCAACAAACUUCAUGGUGUUGGGAGCUCUUAUCAGAGCCCAUUGACUCCCUGAUCAACCAACCAACUUCAUGCAAUGGGGAGCUUGUAUCAGAGCUCCUUGACUCCAUGAUCAACCAACAAACUUCUUGUGAUUAGGAGCUCUUCUUAGAGCUCAUUGACUCCCUGAUCAACCAACAAACUCUCUGGUAUUGGGAGCUCCUAUCAGAGCUCAUUGACUCAGCAAUUAACAGUAAACUUCUUGUGAGCAGGAGCUCUUCUAAGAGCUCAUUGACUCCCUGAUCCACCAACAAACUUCUUGGUGUUGGGAGCUCUUAUCAGAGCCCAUUGACUCCUUGACCAACCAGAGAGCUCUUUGACUCUAUGAUCAACUAACAAACUUCUUGUUAUCAGCAGCUCUUCUCAGAGCUCAUUGACUCCCUGAUCAACUAACAGAGUCUCUGGUAUUGGGAGUUCUUAUCAGAGCUCAAUGACUCCUUGAUCUACCAUCAAACUUCAUGGUGUUUGGAGCUCUUAUCAGAGCCCAUUGACUUCCUGAUCAACCAACAAACUCUCUGGUAUUGGGAGCUCUUAUCAGAGCUCAUUGACUUAGUAAUCAACAAUAAACUUCUUGUGAUCAGGAGCUCUUCUCAGAGCUCAUUGACUCCCUGAUCCACCAACAAACUUCAUGCAAUGGGGAACUUGUAUCAGAGCUCUUUGGCUCUAUGAUCGACCAACAAACUUCUUGUGAUCAGUAGCUCUUUUCAGAGCUCAUUGACUCCCUGAUCAACCAACAAACUCUCUGGUAUUGGGAGCUCUUAUCAAAGCUCAUUGACUCAAUUAAUCAACAUCCUUCUGUGGUCAGGAGCUCUUAUCAGAGCUCACUUACUCUCUGAUCAACCAACCAACUACAUGAAAUCAGGAGCUCUUAUCAGAGGUCAUUGACUCUCUGAUUGACCCAUAAAUGUCUUGGUAUUGGAAAUUCUUAUUAAUGCCCAUUGACUCCACAGUCAACUUACAAAAUACUUGUGAUCUGGAGCUCUUUUUGGAGGUCAUUUACUCUCUAAUCAACUGACAAACUUCUUGUAAUUGGAACUUAUUAUCAAUACUAGUCAACUCCCCAAGCAACACACAAAAUAAUGAUGGUGACCUGUUGACUGAGGGAUUGCCAAUGUCUAUAUGUAAACUGGAAGCUGAUGGGAAUAAUUUAUAUAUUCAUAGAAUACAUGAGGAUUUAUCUCUGCUUUUGCCUUGUUAUGUUUCUCCCAGUGUCCUUCAUGUUCUGGUCUGAUGAAAUUUAGAAGAAUCAUCACCAUGUUUACAUAGUUGUUCCCAAAACUUGAACUCCGUGAUGAAAUUCUCUCUCUUAAAUCUGCUGAACAAGAGAUGAAGUAUCACAAAGCAGGAGAUAUGUGUCUUUCCCCUUUAUAGUGGUAGAUACUGCCUUGUAUGUGUGGAUAUUCUUGUUUGUUAGAUCAGAACUUGCUACCUCAGCAGAGCUUCCAUCAAAAACUUAUGUGCUCAAACUGUGUGGGUGAGUGACUUUACUUCAAGUGUGUGAUUGUUGAUUAUAAGAGAUUACGAGCGGGUACUGUGAAUAUGUCUUUUUCAGCACCUUCUUAAAAUUUCUCGGCUAUGCAGCUAAGGUUUAAUGCAAUAUGAAAUCCUCCAGGCAAGUCAUAAUGUUCUCAAGCUCUCCAGGGAAUUCAUUUUGCCUUUGUACAUAAAGCAAAAUCAGUGAUAAGUUAUUUUUGGAGUGAAAAAUUUGCCAUUUACAUUUUUAGAGCAUCAUGGUUUUUUUGGGUUUCCUUAGCAAGUGUCACCAUAGUUAUGGGUAACAAACCAAAUAAAAUUAUUUCUCAUUAAGUAACUUCCAAAGUAUACCCCCCAAGAUUUACUGCUGAAAAUUUCCUGAACACAUAAAUAUUGGUACUUCCAAAAGCACCUCACUACUGCUAAUAGCAAGUCACUGACCCCACAAUUUGUCUUUGACUGAUGUAGUAAUGAUCUUUGGGUAUCAGGCUAUUAUAAUCUGAUGUCAAACCUUUUGUGCAGUGGGGUGCUAAAAGAUCAACUUUGUCUGGCUUCACCUCCUUGAUUAGUAUAGAUUAUUUUGAUAUUGCAGUGCAAACCAUCACAUUCUUUCAUGCACUGGUCAGAAGCCCCUAGCACGUGAUAGGCAUGCAAGUACAAACCAAGGAAAAAAAAAAGGGUUAUGAAGAAAAUUUUGUUGAGUUAAAUGAAGAACACACUCAGUUAGUUUUUGGUUUUUACACAACUGAGUCAAAGCACAGCCCGUUAGCAUUAACGGUGCACGAAAUCAUGUGAAGUGCUCAAGUUCUGUUAUAACUUGAACCAGAAGAUGCCCUUUGACUGAAACCAUAUCUGCUCAUUCGAGUGACUAUUUUUAAGAAGUUAAAAGUUGGAAUGACAGAAAAACCCUAGGUAUUCAAAAACCAAUAUAAUUAUAUUGUCAUCAAAUUAAAUGAAAAAUUGUUAUGAUGCACAAGAAAAAAAAUGCUGUUGAAAUACUAACCAAGUGAAAUGGGACCUUUGAUGCAUUAAAACAAUUUUGAAUCUCUUUCAAGAUGCUGCAGGGAGACACUUUUCCUUAAUAUUACUGAAAAAGUCAUUUCAAACAUGGGUGGCUAGAUGGCAGAGACAAGUAGAGCUUGCUCAGUUUGAGGACUUGAUUACCUACAAGGGUAAUAUGGCUGUAGCCAGGAGAGUAUUAGUUCAUUGGAAACACUGUAUCCUUACCAGUUUAAAAUGAUUCUACAUUUGAGAAAAUUUGAACCUUAUUGAAACAUUAUAACAGUCAUUAAUUACUUGUUUACAAAGGAUUUAAAAUUUUUAAAUGUUAUUAUGAAUGUAUUGCCACUGCCUUUCACCCUGUAACUGCCAUGAUUCUUUAUGUGGCUAUCAUACAUUUGAUGCAUACAAAGUCAUGUCUUGUCAGCUAAACUGAUUUCCACUCUUGCCUUGGGAAAAAAUUCAAUUCUUUGUAAAACUUCAACUCAUUUGUUGCCAGUAAUCAUUGUAUUGAUUCGGGUAUUUGUUUAUUGCAUAUAUAAUAACUAGGGUUUUUUUCACAUUUCCUUUGUUUCAAGCUCAUUUUCAUGCAUCACCAAGUGUGUCCAAAAAAAGGGAAUAUACCAUUUGAAAAAAAUUGACUCAUCACAUAUACCUUUAAAGAUCGAGAAAAUACGGCUUUAAUACUAAGGUUACAGUGGCACAAAAUUUGAUUUUCCUGGCAAUGGUUUUGAUUAACUCCACUCAAAGACAUUUCUCUGAGGAAGGAUAUGUACAAAAAUGAAGAUGUUGCUGCCAACUAUUAUGAAAAACAUUUGCUGGUUAGUUUCCAUGCUACCUUUAUUUAAAUUUCAAUUUAACUAAAUGUAACAUUGUUUGAUUUCUGAUUAAAACAAAAUCAGUUAUGGUGUUUGCUGGUACAGCUGUAAAUGCCAUGCUCUUUGAUCAUACAUUACAUGUAAACACCUACACAGUUUAUGCGUUAUAACUUAAUUAUUUCUUUGCAGACAAUCUGCUUCAAUGCUCUUCAUUUGCAAUCAAUACAGAGAAGACUAAAAGAAAUGCGAGUGAAGAUGGCUAAUGAUCUGCAUAAGAGACUUGUAAGUAUAGGCAGUGCAAAUAAUGAUUUGGUAGUCUGCACUUUAAUUUAUUAUUACUACGCAUGAUCACUAAAAAGCAGUAGCACUUGCUGCAAUGAACGUGUCAAAACAAACGUAUAUUUACUGUGAAAGAAAAAACAUUGGGGUUACAUCAUUUAUUCUUGAGUGUUGUUUGUCUCGUGACGUGGUCAUUUCUGAAAUGUAUUGCAGCAUUUUGACUAAAUCCUUAGAGUCCUCUGCUGGCAAUUUGGUUGAUAGGCUGGUUAGUUAUCAACUGUUUUUUUUUUUUUUUCCACAUUUUUUAUUGCCAUUUUGAAAAUAAAAAAGUGUUUACAAGACUCUCAGUAUACUCUAUUUACAUUUGUAAGCUAUUAUUAAUAAUAAAUUAAAUAAGUGCCAUCUAUAUAAUAACCACUUAGCCUGAAAUUGUUUCUGUGUAUUGUUUUUAACAGCAAUGUAUUUCUCAGUUCUAUAUUUGACGUCUACUUGUUUUAAGAAAACUUCACAUUCUGGAUAUCAACUGUUGAUAGUCACAAUUGUACCUCUACUGUGAAACAUGUUCUUACAGAUAUCAUGCAAAGGCACAGUUCUAAUGUUUUGGUAGUUGGUGGUUAUAAUCACUUUUAAGUUGAAGUUAGGAAUAAUUUUCAGCAAAGACUGUCACAUCACCAAAUGUUUAAUUUAGUUUUAGUGGACUAAAGCAUGGAUUGAAUUAAGUUUUGUUUUUUUAGCAUUUAUUCAGACAUGUUGGUGCACAAUGAGACUAAAUUUUUCACAUUUCUCUCUUUGAAAUAAAUCUGAAUUCAAUAAAAGAUACUACUUACAACUUGGUCCUGAGGUUUUUUGGAGUGAGGGGAUCUAUAAAUUUCACAUAAUAUUUUUACAAUGUUCAAGAAUAUGUAUUAAACAUAAUUUGAACCCUCUACGGGCUACAAGCAAACUGGAAUGUAAAUGUCAUGUCAAUAAUUUUUUUGUUUUUUUUUAGCAACUUCAAAGGGUGUGGAGCAUUUGGCUAAAGCGAUGUGAGCAUUCUGAGGAGCUGAAGCUUCAUGCAGUGUCCAAGAGAGCAAGAGCACAUUACAAGUAUGAAAAAUAAACAACACAUAUAAAGACAUGUUGCUCUGGAAUAAAAAGUGGCUUUAAGUAGAAAGUUGGCAUGAAACUUUGCAGAAGUUGUAUGGUACAUACAGAUGCACACUAAUGAAGACACUCUGCUCCUGCUUUUACUUGUGCUUCUUCCUGAGAUGUAAAACAAUAUUCCAGCUGAUAAAAACAAGGGUACAAAAAUUUCAAAGGAGUUUGUUUUGCAAUAUUUUGUAGAUCCUUGUCUUUUUUUUUUUUUUUUUUUGUUUUUUGGUGAUUUCUUUUUAUUCUACAGAUACACUACUUUUAUACUGGAUGUACCAGUGUCUGGAUCUAACUUUUUAGAUAUUAUAUUUUGUUCCAUAGAAAAUAAUGGGUCAUCAUUCAUCUGGAUCCUUGGUUUGUGAGAAGCAUUUUAUUAUAGCUUCCUAUUAUUUUCUUACUGAUAUUGUGUUUUAAUUUAGUCUUCAGCUGAAGAGGAAACUCUUUGUUGUUUGGGUGAGGUACUGUCAAUGGAGACGAUUCAGAAAAUCUCAGUAUGCAAAAGCUGAUCAUCAUUUCUGUGAAAAAGCAUUGCCCAGGUUUGUAUUUAACUUUUUCUGUUAUUCAUCACUAAGAAAAAAAUUGUCUCACUGAAGUUUGCAACUCCGAUGACACCAUUUGAUUUGUUUGUAGUUUUUCAAAGUCUUGGCCAUCUGAUUUCACUGUUUUACAUCACCCAUGUUUUGACAUGCUGAACUAAUAGCCUCUAGCUUCUUCUCAACACCUUGAUUAAUUUUUAAAGUAUGGCAGGUUUAAUGGGGAAGGGGACUUUUAGUUAUUUAUUUUAUUAUUUACAUAGUAUGCAUUGUGUGAUGAUGGCAUUUGUGAAAUUUAAUGACUGUCACAAUUUUAUUAAAGUGAUGUGAUUUUCUUGAAGUAAGUCAGCUUUCCUUCAUUUUAGGUAUUUUUGCCGAAUGAUGAUUUUUGUUGAUCUCAUGCAUUCUCAGAAAGAAACUAUCCUUGCUUCCAAGAAGUUCAGACGGUAAGUCAGAUACAGAUUUCAGGUCUUUGUAAAGUUGUAUUUCUAUAUUUAUUCUAGAUAUAUCUUUGUGAAUGGAGAGUACUUUUUCAAAGCAAGUGGAAAAAGUUCAAACUGUUUGGAUUUGACUUUGCUGAUGGCUGAUCAACAUUGCUUUGUGCACUGAGAUACAUGUUUUAAGCAAUUUUUAUCAAGUUGAAUUAUGUAUUGUAUCUCGGUGGCUUUACUUGUAAAUUUUCAUUUUAGUGAAGCACUUUUGGCCAAGUCAUUUUACUUGUGGUGGAGGAAAUACCAGCUUAAGAUGGACAUCAGAAUGAUGGAAAGGAUGGUAUGAAAUUGUCCACUUUCAAUUUUUGUUGUACUUUAAUUCAUGAGUCCAUUGUGUUGGUUUUGUUUUAUUUUUGUUGUUAUAUUUGCCGCUGAUUUCGAAUGAAAAAGCACAGUUGGCUUACCUGUAUACAGGAGAUACUUUUGCCAGGGAUUACACAAACUUUAGUAGCAAAAAAACCUUACUUAUCUGUACAUCCAUUUAGGCUUUACCUGUUGUUUAGGAGCAUCUCUUUUCGGGUUGGAUUUGAAUUACAUUUCUGACAUUGACAUUGUCAUCCUGCAAGCAGAGUUGCCUUUUGAUGGAAGGGAACGCUGCUCGCAUGGUAUGACAGUGUCUUUUUGACGGGAUAAAUCUUCCGAGUAGAGCUUGGACAUCUGAAGUAUACUUUGGAUGUAGUUCCUUAGACUAAGACUUGAGAUUAUUUUGGAAUUAUUAUAUGACUGAUUGGUUAAGCCUUUGACCCUUUAAGGUGAUUAGCUUCUAAUUUCUCUUUACGUUAUCACCCUCGAAUCAAACAUUGAGGUCAAAAGUUAAGGAAAUGAUCAGCAACUAAUAGAGCUUUUGAUUGUUAAACAAAUUCUCCUUGUCAGCACCUGUGGAAAUGUAGAGCGAACAGAAUAUGCAUAUUGAUAUUAGGGUGUAAAGGGUUGAAAGGAAGGAUACAUCCAAUGAGAAAUUUCUUUUCUGUUUGUCAAGGCCAUUCUUCAUAAUGAUGAAGUUGUAAAGAGGCACUGUCUUCGUUUGUGGGUUCAACGAGCACGGAAAGUGUUACGUGAAAGAAGGCUUGAGGUUUGUGAUCCACUCAACACUCCAAAUAGAUAUUUAGUAUCUGUAUUUGAAUUUCUUGACAGAAUAACGAGGUUUUUAAAUGGCACCGAUUAAUCUCUGAUAUGGUCGCAGGCACUGAUUUCUGGUUGAGCGGCCGUGAGUCUAUGGCCUUAUUUUUCUGGGAUGCUGUUGCGGCCCAUGUGAAAAAUACAUCGGCUGUGGCAAACUUUGUGCCAAAAAUUCUCAAAUUCAAAAUUUUGGUAAUUCAAGUCAGUAGGCUACAACAGCCUCCUACGGUUUUUUGCAGCAUUGGAAUACUUGCAUAAACGCGAUCUUAACUCGCAGUAAAAGUUGUUCUUGAGAAAGAAAGAGAUUCUUGUUUACUCUAUCAGCCUUUCAAUCUCUGCAAUCUAAGUGGCUACACUACUCGCUAUCUAUUGCGUGAUAGUGAGCGUGGAGCAUUUGUGAAUUAUCUGCACAUGGCAUCACUUAUUUGUAUCGUUACUCAGAAAGAACACGAGUCUGUCUUUUUAAGUUUUGAAAAAACCAAUUAGAUUAUUCGCUCUCACUUUAUAUACCCGAUGAUCGAUUUGGGUCUCUCCGUCAUUAAGUAUCACGCGAUAGAAAUAUCUUGCUUAUUGUCUUAUUGUUAAAAUACGAGGAUAGCCAGGGGUGAAGAUCCAAGGGUUCAUAAUACCCCUUUUUCACUUUGUCAAGAAAACUGAUAAUUUUUAUUAACAAAACAACCCCACCUUCUCCAAAAUGCUAGUAAGACGAAAUGACAAGAAACUACCUAUUGUUGAAAGUCUGCCCAACCUUACACCUGUGGUUAAAUAUUUGUGCCCUUUUUUGUGGAUUUAAUCAGACACAUUGCGCCUUCAGCAGGGAAUGAAUUGUUGCAUCAUUUGAAUGAUACCGGGACGACAUGUUGAUCGUAGGUGACUGAUGAAGUGUUUCAAACUUGACUUUCAGGUUGUUGCCGAUGAUCAUUACCAUCAGAGAUUGUUACUGAUGGGAAUAAGAAGAUGGAGAGAGUUCAACCAAGAAAUGAAAGCAAGGUAUUGCUCAUCAGUGACAAGUGAUUAAUUGGGCCGAUGGGAAUGCUCUAAGACAGCAAACUCUUUUCUUGUCAAAUGCUUGUUACAACCAAAACGAUCAGAGGUGGCUAUAUUCCAUAGGCUGUUGUCAGAACUUCUGUGACAUCUCAUUGUGUGUUCUUUGCUGUAAGGACUAAGGAGACAUUUCCCCAGUUUCAGUAUGGUAAUGUUAUUCUAAAAAGCAACAUGGAUGUUAGGGAUGGGAAAACGGAUUGCUUUUGAAAAGACUAAAAAUGUCGGACUAAUAUUUCCAUUCUUCUAGGGACGUGUGCAGACCAUGAUGAACCUCCCUUACAUUUGGUUAUUUUUCUUUCUCACCAGUCGUUCAUUGCAGCAUUUAUCAGUAAGGCAUUACUACAUCAAUCUGUUAAAAAGGACUUGGACUGCAUGGAACCGGGUGAGUACCGCUCUCGAAAUCCACGGUUGCUAUAAAAACUCUUCUUUGUGACAAUUUUGUCAUCCAUCACAUAAAUGCAGAGUAAUUCCAUCGUACGUUUAAGCUUUGCUGAUUUACAUCAGCAACUUUUCCUUGACAAAUUCUCCCUUGACAAGUUUCCUUGUCAGUACAGAUUCCUGACAAGUCCCUUUGUCCGUCAAAUGACACAUCAAAUCUAUACAACGGGGAAUUGUUGAGGAAUCUGUACUCUGGCGCGCCAGUGUUCCAUGGCAAGUCCCGUUGACAAGUUUUCUUUGCUCAUGUAAACAGCCAGCAAUUUUGCUGUGACAAGUACAUUUGCUAUGGAAUUGGUAAUGAUAGCUUUCUGAGUACACUAAAUGGCUUUUAGAGGAUGUGUAACAAAAGUUUUGAAAAUUUUAGGAAGAUCUUUUUGAAAGGCUAUCUUUAAUACCAGAUGAAAUCGUAACAUUUUCAUAAUUAAGGACUUUCAAACGAUAUUAAUUGUUACCUCCCUUUCUGUCCUUCUUUCAGUUUGUUUAUUUCAGACAGGUGAAAUGGCGAAAACAGACUCGUGCUUGCCUUCAUUAUCAACGGCGUCUUCUUUCACAAGUAGUCGCUGCUUGGAAGGUGAGCAUUUGGAGAUUUAGUUCCGUGUAUUCCAUGACGGAGAGACUCGUUUGAUUGUCUCGUAACAUAGCUUUAUGUGAGCUAAUGUGUGAGCGGUGUCUCUUUUGUCUGAAUAGUAUUUGAUGAUUGCUUAACAUGUAAUCUCUGGCUCAGGUAUUAGCAGUCUUCAUAUGCUGAGAGGUGGUACAUUCGAUAGUCAAUGAUCGAAAGAAGGCAAGGUUUUCAGUCUGCUCUACUGUCUCAGCCGCUUGUGCUUCUUCUCUUUAGGAUCAUUACCAACACGUAAAGGCUGUUGAAACACACUGUGAAGAGAGACUUCAAACCCGCAAUAUGGAUCGACUGAGGUAACGAAAAUAUUUAUUGGGAUUGUCAUCGUACUGAUUCUUAUCAAGGUUGGGAAUUUUAUGUCUUGCGUACGAGAGGAUUUCAAUCGACAAUGAUAUCCCUUAAGAGCUGUGUCCUUAUCGUACUAGGGGUAGGUAAAGUACAGAGUACAAAAUUGUUAAAUGGAAGAGACUUUAUUUGGAGGAGGAAGGUUAAUUUGAUCAAGGAAGAGCAACCGAGUGAAGUCUCCCCUUUGAUGUCGCAGAUUAAAUUUCCUUGGAUACAUUUCAUGUUCUUCAGAUAUGCAUUUGAAACAUGGAAGAAAAACAGUACAGUAGAGAAAGAGCAGAAAAGGAAUAAAAUUAUUGGUGACAGAUUUUUUGCAAAAGCAAUACUUUUCAAGGUAAGUCAGAGAUCCAAACAAAGCUGUAGUAUACGUGCGUUCAGUAGGUCAAUCAAUCAUCCAGUCAUUCACUCAGACAGUCAGCUACAUGUGGUCAGUUCGUCAGUCACAUAGUUAGACGGUCAGUCAGUUCGUCACUUGAUAGCGAAAAAAGUUAUCAGUCUUCAACAAGGGCCUCUGCGACAAUUUUAGUAAAAGAUAAGGACGUUUACUUGAGAUAUUUGGUUCCUUUUCAGUGUUUUUCAUCUUGGAGAGAAUUUGCAGCUCACCGAGCAGUUAGGAAAUGGCAACAGUGGGAACGUGUUAGGGAAAUUCAGCAGAAACUUGAUAAAGGUCUGUACACUUUGCUUUUUUUCCCCUUUUUCUCCUACAUCAAGAAACAUUGUACACCCAAUCUCGGUUGUUGGGCUUCGGUUGCUUUCUUUCUAUUUCUGUUACCACUUCAGCUUUUAAAGGCGCGUAAAAAUCUGAGAUGAUUUUAUUCCUGUAAUGAUUGUUCAGCUCAUUCGCCUGUGUUACUCUAAACUAUUAUCAGUCUGUGGCAAUGGAUCACGCUCCAAUGGAGGCGAACUCGGUUUGCAUUGACAGUGUGAUUUGUUCGCCAGGUAAAUUGUACCGCUCAUUCCGCGCAUGGAAGUCAUUUAAACGGAAGUCGGUACAUGACAAAACUCUGAGAAACAGGGCUUUCGACCACUAUGAAAAGUCACUGCUCAAGAAAGCCAUGUUCUCUUGGAAAGGCUACAUACACCUGUGUUUUAGGAUCAAGGUGAGUCUUGGUUGAGGUUUUUUUUUUUUUUGCUUAAUGUAAACGUAAAAAAGUCUUUCUCCUCAAACACAGAGGAUGAUCUUUGUGUGGUUUGUUUGUUAAAAUGUUCCCCAUCAGUUACAUUAGGCGAAGCCCUUGCCCCAUACAAGCUAAACAACUGAUUAAAUAAGAAUUAGAGUUUGUAAAUGUGUUUCCCUUUAGAUUCUGCAAAGGCAGAGUAUGUGGCUUCACAAUCGAAGAAUUACUGUCGCAUUCUUCAGGAAAUGGCAGAAACAGGCAAGCAUUCUAAGAUACCAUAUUGUUUAUAUUUAAGUGUCGUUCUAAAAGGAGUGGUGCCUAUAUUGGUAUGCUAAAAACUCUCUACAUUUUGUAGAAAGACCACAAAACCUUCCAUAAAGUUAUGCACCUGAACAAUAUUAUGAGUUUUAUCUUGUGCUCAACAAAUGCAUGAACAUAUUCCACACCAGAUUUUAUGCCUUUAAGUUCACUAGAUAACAAUCAACUGUAAAUUUUAGCAUGGCGUUGUAGUUUACGAAAAGAGACAGACAGUACUGGCUUUGUGGCAUUGGAGUGUUACACUGCAAAGAAAGGUGAGUAAGUGUUAAACAUACAUCAAGGAGUUUCAGUUGAUGGUCGAAAGUUUUCCCGUGAUUGCGUUGGUUUUUCCUUACUUUGCAUCGUGAUUGGUCUAGGAGAAUUGCGCCACCCUUCAACCAAUCAGAUGUAAAACCAAACUUAAUCGCCGCUUUGUCACGCACGUUUUCCCGAAAUGUAGGCAGUUAUUUUGGUUUUGUUUUGAGUAGUCCUUGGGCCUUUAUUAAAUUUUCCUGUGAUACUUUGGUUUUGUCAAGCGUUACAUGUCGUCCUUGAGUAGCGUUGUGUUACAAAGUCAGACCUGUAAAUCAAGUGAGAGCGGGUAUGCUACGAUAAUUUAGUUUUCCGAGCUUUCUCCGAUCUACGGCAUGUAGAUGGAAUUUUUGAAGUGAAGAGUAUAUCGGGCGAGGUGUUAGGCUAGAUAAUAGGGGUUCAGCAGACAAUAGGACAGGACAAUGGCAGGUAUGUAAAUGCGGUAAUUCUUAACAAUUGCCUCGCUUGAAGAUCAUACUAACAUUUACCUUGCUCGCAACGUGUGCUUGCGUAACUCAGUUGAUAGCAGAAUUCUGGAAAAGCCAGCUUCAGGUAUGUCAAUUAUCAGUCAUAACUAAGGCAACAACAACCAAUGCUUAAUUUUUUGUGAUUUUAAAGGCAUUUUACGCCCUUUUGGAGUACGCAAUCUCACGCAAGAAGAAAGCAGUUCGAAUCACCCGAGCUUUGGAAGAACGAAGACACAGGCUUUUGCGAGCAGGUGUCAAACAGUGGAUGAAGGUGUGUUAAUGAACUUUAUAGCUAAAUAAGUAAUAUUUUGACUUGUGGAUGAUAUACAUGUACAAGUAAAGAAAUGAUCCCCGCAUUUUCUGUCAUUUCUUUAAUUGGAGCACGCCUUCCAGAAUUGUUUUUUACGUCCUAAGUAAGAUCAUCAUUCUUUAAUCUUGUGUUGUCUGGCAUUUGUUAUUUCACUCUCAUGUUCUCUCUGAGUUCCCCAUGAGCCUCAGAUCUUACGAUUUCGCUGUGAGAUGCUCUACGAACUGAGUUUACGAGAACUCCUUUGUCAAGAACGCUAUAUAUUAGGUUCAUAUGUGACAAACGGUCUGCCUACGGCGGGAAUCAGCAAUGUCGAAAGCAUCCUGUGUAGAUGUGCAUGGAGUAAAAAGAUUGUAAAUUUUAAACCCCGUAGUUUAAUUAUGAAUAAGAUAUGCUAAGCAUGUGUCAUGGAUGAAAGGUACAUUCAUUCUACGUGUUCGGAUUCUAGGUUGGGUUUCACUUGGCAUCAGAGAGGUCAAGGUUAGCUCAAGAAAGACAGCUGGAGGUAACGGCAUUUCUUUAUUGGAUUUUAUUCAUCGAAUGUACCUUACACUAUUUCAUUUUCAACUAUAUGCGAUCCUUUUGUUUGGUAGGUUGCUCAUUCUUUACACCAGUGUGUGUAUCGCUGUGCAAUUCACUGGAGAAGAGUAACGGCCAAUAGAGUUCGACAAAGAGGAGGGAAACCGAGGCCCAGACGAUUGAUGAGUCCAAAACUUGAUGGGCCAGAUACCACGUCACUGAAGAGUUCGCACGCAGCACACUCGAUUCAGCCCUCCACAUACAGCUGGCAAGUUGAAAGGUUCGGGAAAAUACAUUCCUUGAAUUUCCUAAUACUUUCUGAUAUUGAGCUGCUAAUUGGGCUUCUUUAAACAAAACAGGCUAACUAUAUGUUCUGUCAGCUCUAAAACUCAGCUAAGCGAUCCCAGACUUUUCUGUUUGUAAAGCUUAUAGCACACGAACAGUGUGAACGAAAGCAUAGUUCAUUGUGUUCGGAUAGUACCAGUGAACCGGAGCAAACUGUUUAAAAGGAAUAUUCCAUAAGGAAUCCAGUACUGCAAAAUGAGCCACCAGACUUUUAAAACACUGAGUUUUCUAUGAUAACGUCCCUCUUUACUAAUUAGAAUCGAUACUCAUUUCUUCUUUGUAGCCAACUAGUUCAUUGUCUGCUAAGUACAAUAAAUAAGACCAAUUCUACUUAUAUGAACUUCGUCAUGGGCCUUGCUUACCAUAGAGUCUCUAUGGCUCAGUGAAAGAGCAUCGGAGCGCGGAAUCUGAAGGUCUGAGGUUCGAUUCCUCAUGGGGACCCAGAAUUUUUUUCUUGUCCCACGCUCAUGACUAGACGAAAAACAUAUUUCUCCAUUUCUACUCUGUGUCCUUAGAGUUAGUAGAGGGCCGUCUUAAACUUUGGUUUCCUUUCUGUACCUUUCGCUAGCUACUCUUUUAUUUUGUCCUCCCAGGUGACUCCAUAGGUAAAGUGAAUGAUAAAGAACUACAAUGGAACUGUACCUUCACUUAGGUCCAGACACUUGAUUGAUCUUAUGGCUAUUUUUUCCUUAUUGAUGAUAUAGGAUUGCCUCAGAAACCUUUAAGGAGCGCCCCAGGCCAAGAAAACCCGAUUACUUAAGAGAGUCUUUUGACGUCGCCGAAAUAUCUAUGUCGACGAACCUAUUCCCACGCAUGUCGUCCGUGCGUGUCACUGCGAGAGAGGAGGAUGACGAAGCAAAACCUCGGACCUCUCCGCCCCGACCUACUUCUCAAAUGAGAACAAUUAUUCAUCCCUGCGAGAGGAAAGCUGGGGAAGAAUCUUUCGUGUUUCCCUCGUCUUCAGGGGAAGAAUCUUUCGACGGCAGAGAAGGAUCAAAAAGAGUACGAACAGAUGAACGCGGUAAGAUGCCACAUUUUACUUCGUCUGUUAGUACUUGUUCGAAAUUACAUCAACUGAGUACUUUUGAAUUUUAAGGGGAGGUAGACAAUUUGGAUGAGUAUUUACGUAGGAAACUUAUCCAAGAGUCUUCUCCGAAAGCUAAAUCCAAAAGUGCGAAAACCGUCGGUUAUUGUUUUCAGACUCAUCAAAAGCUGUGGUCCAUUCCAAAGGACAGCCUGAGCCAGCAUCAAAACCCGCUCAAAUGCCAGCUUCCGUUGCACCCCCUAUCCACACGAGACCAACAGGAGGAGCUGAACGAAGAACUGUGUUGUUACCUCCCUCAUCCUUCACUCUGCCCACUCGUACAAAAAGUAGUCCGCUGCAACCCACUGUGUCAGACGCAGCGGAGGUGCAGGCUUCUUCGUCAACACAUCCAGGUUCAUCUCCCCGCACUUCCUUCGACAGCGAAAAAGACGUGGUGUCUAGUCCUUCAACAACUUCGUCGCCGAGUAAAAACUCUGAAGAGGAAAACAAUUCUGCUGGAGAAGUUGGCGAGGAAGAAGACACCAACGAAGGAGAGUGGGAUAUAGAAGCUGAACGUGACAGGUUAAAGCUGGAUGCAAUAGAAGGAGCGCCGAAGAGCGGCUUUUUCUGUGCGCUAAAAAAGGAAGGGAAUCUCCAAGAACGUGUUACCCACAUGAAAAAUGUUCUUCAAGAGUUUCACGACAUGAAAGUUGCCUAUAGGUAAAUGUAUUUUUUCUCAGUUUACGUCGUGAAUUUUUUCAGUAGUACUUUUGUCACUUUUGGGUAAAGAUCUUCCGAACACGCUGUAAUAACACCGAAAUCAAAGGUCAAAGUAGUUUUUUUUUUCUGUUCGCCGAUGUGGCAUACAGUUAUAGCCAAACCACGUCAAAUCCGUUGUUAAAUCAAACUCACGCCGCGGUUUUUAAGUCGAACGGAGAACGUAAACCUGUAUUGAAUAGCAGAGUCAAAGUACAUACGCAGAGUAAGCUUAAAAGUAAACACCAGUGUUUUGAUUUGAAUUGAUCCUUUAUCAGUGCCAUCGUGCGUAUUAAGUACAAAUAAAACCGUAUUCGUAAAUCAACCAUGUUUGUGACGCUCUUUCCUCUUAUUUUGUCAGUCACAAAAAGAAACAGCGCGAUCAGCUGUCCGUGUGGGUUGAGGAACAGAUACAGGACCUGGGACCGAAUCACCAGGAUGAGGAGCUGUUACAAACACAACAGUGCUUGCACGAGGUAAAAUCUCGGCUUGGUAUAAUUGCUCCGGUGAUUGUAUAUAGAGAUGCGCGCGUCCUGAUUGGUUCAGGAUUGCGUCAUAUUUCGCUUUAAUCACCUCGCGCGAGUUGAUUAUAGCGGGAGCGCUAAAUUUCAAAAUGGCUGCCUCGCGUUUGUCAGCGUUACCGAGGAAGUGAUGAACACUAUAAAAAAAUCUAAUUUUGAAGAGGGCAAAGAUCUUAUUAAGUUUCACUUUUCUAAAGAAAAAUAUGAAUUUUUGCUGAUCAAAUUCUAGUGGAAAUUGGCUCCUUAUCUCGUUACAAGUAAUCAAAACAAUCAAAACAGAAUAGUUUCAAAAUCAAAACGAAUAUUUACAACAUAAUUCGAAAGCACCUAAGCAGUCAUACUGAAACAAUGAUUCGACAAUUGUAUUGUUGAAUAAUCCUCUCGACUUUGUCUUGGGGAUUAUUCAGCAAUAUUCACUGUGCCGGAGGCGAAUAAUUAUUUAAUAAUACUUUACACUAAAACAUCAUAUUGGCACUUUGUUAUGUUCCGUGUCAUUUGACAUUUAUCUCCUUGGUGUUUUGCAGUUGAUUGAGGAAGUAAACAAAAUUGCUGAAAAAAUAAAACGGACGCGACCCUUGGUUGAACAAGUGGCGUUGAAUAUUAGAGAACUGAUACAGCAAACAGGACGCGGGGGACUGGGCUAGCUGGUUUAUCCACUACUACUCAGGCAUGUCAGCAUGGUCCUGUCUGCCAAAGGUGAACGUGUUCUUUGCCAUUUCUUACUUAUAAAGGGACAUACAAGGAAUAUGGCUAAAGAGGAAUGAAUAUGGGACAGACUUUCUGUAAUAGCAAAUAGCAAAUGUUGAAUGCCUGGAGCAGAAAAAGUGAAAACAAAAGCAGCUUGUGUAACGUGCCACGUCUGCCUAAGGUAGACUGAGCAAGAGACAUUGUUGCAACUGUUGACAUUAGUGAAAGAUAAAAGCCGGUUCCACUUCCAGAAUACACCGCAAUAAGUUACAAGUGAACAAGGAAAUUAGACGUUCUCAGUUGUUCAAAAUUCGAAUUAGGUUUGGAUAAUACCAACUUAUCAAUUGAAAUCUUCAUGGAAGUCUUUCUUUUACGAUUACCUGUGCUUGUCCAUGAGCUAAAGAUUUUGAAAUGUAGAUUGUGCACUGUUACACUAACAAUGCAUCUUCCUAAGAAAAUAAACACCAC